AUGGAACCUCAGCUGCCAUCUACCAUACAAGAGGCAGAAGCCUUAGUACUGGCUCUCUAUGAACCGUCUCCUCCUGAGACCAUUGCGCGCAUCCAAGAGACGCUUCAUCGCAUGCAAAGAUCCCCUUCCGGCUGGUGGAUCGCCCGUGAUCUCUUGGGCUAUGCAGACGACAAGGUCAAGUUCUUCGGUGCCCUCACCCUGAUUGUCAAGCUUAACACCGAAAGGUUCUCCUCACUGUCAAAGGAAGAUGCAUCAGAAUUGCUACAAAAUCUCAUAGGCUGGUUUGUUAGGUCUCUGGACGACGGCUCCGGAGCCAUGGUCGUUAGGAAGCUAUCCGCAGCUUUGUCGUGGGUUUGGUUCUCUCAGAGGGUUUCAGCGCACAACGACGAGCUUGUCCACGCUCUUCGGGCCCUGGUUCAGCCUACGAUCACAGCUUUGUGCGAUAACGAAUUGUACGAGGUGGCCGUGGAGUUGCUCUCCGAAAUUCUGUCAAACUACUCGGGCUUCUUGACAGAUGAACAUUACGAAUCCCUCUUUUCUCUUUUCGAGACCCAGUGGUCUCAUGAGCGAUACCAGCGUCUUGUCCAAGGGGACUUCGACUUUGAUUCCGUUCAAUUCGGGCAGCUCAUGAUCGCUCUUGGCGAUUCCAAGGUUGAGGAUCUCAUUCACGGUGUGGAUGCCCGCUCAUCGCGUUUUGUCGCACAUCUUCGUGGGCUCCUCUCUGCCCAGGGAUAUCCUGUCAGCGAGGACAAGAUUUUCGUCCCGGCCCUCGAGUUCUGGUCCACCUAUGUUGAGACAUUAACAGACUGCAUUUACUCGGAGGAAGAGGGCUCAAAGGAAUGGGUCUCUACGGCCACAUCCCACGUUCUGGAAGCUAUAUCGACUGUGUGGCAACGAAUUGCAUACCCACCUGCCAGUGUUCUUGCUGAUUGGGAUUCGGUUGACCGCGCCGGUUUUGGCGAUGCAAGGAAGGAUGUUGCUGACCUUCUUCAAUCGACCUUUACCGUGACUGGACCUCCCUUAAUCUCAACUUUCGCCAAUCUGACUCUUCAGUCGUUGUCACCAAACUCUUCGUCUGAUCUUGAAGCUGCAACGUUCUGUCUUGGAUCCCUCGCCGAUUGCGUAACUGGAGAUGCCAGGUGCGACGAAAGCCUCAGAGCUGUUUUCUCCUCACCACUAUUCGACCUUCUUCAGACAUCGGGUUCGUCUAUGCCAGGUCGCACUCGCCAGACCUGUAUAUCCCUGAUUGAAAGAUACUCCGAUUACUUUGAGCGCGAGACCCAAAGCCUUCCAGCUGCACUGAAUCUGCUCUUCUCUGUCCUUGCAGAUCCCUUACUAGCUGGGCCGGCCGCCAAAUCCAUUUUACAGCUUUGUUCCUCGUCACGCUCCAUCCUGGCAUCGGAGGCAAGCGCAUUCCUCAGUCAAUAUGAGGGUAUUGCCGCACAAAGUCAGCUGGACUGUCUGGCUGUUGAGCGAAUCAUGGGAGCCAUAGCCGCUGUCAUCCAAGCCGUCCCAGAUGAGAGCACCAAGUUCGACCAUAUUAACUUCUUACUCUCGUUCGUCCAGAAAGAUGCUCGCUUGUCAAUGCAUCUAUUGUCCUUGCCCAGACUCCAGAGCGACGCAUCAGGCAGCGGAACAGACAUUCAUCGCUGCCCGACGCUAGGCGAUCCGUCGGAACUUCCCCUGCACAUGGCCUUGAAAGCUCUGAGAUGCCUCAUAGGCAUUGGUAAAGGUCUACAGGCUCCGGGCGACGUGCCUUUCGACCUGGACAGUGAGAAGGAUAUCCCGGCGACCGACAGCUCCUCCAGACUCGGCCAUUUGCAGUCUGGAAUCAUGUCAAUGAUAGUACAGCUUCAGAGAGCGUUCCCACAGAGCGACGAAAUUUCCGAGAGCAUUUGCACCAUUUUCCGAUCGGGGUUUUCCGAGUCGGACGCUGGCCCAUUCGUUUUCCCUCCAGGGCUGAGCGGUGAUGUGGAUGAAGUAAGGACGAAACUUCUCCGAUGGGUCAUUACUUUACUACAGCAACAACCAGAGCCAGAUAAUGAUGUAGAGUUGGCGCAGAACGGCAUUGAAUUUACGAACCGCUUGAUCUCGCGGGAGCCUGCGUCGCUUUUCCGACCGGAUUGCCUUCCUCUUACGGAGUUUUUCUUCAUCUACGCCUUGCGGAUCCUAGAUGGGCGCGAGCCACUACCCAAAGCUGCAGCUGCGGAUUUCUGGGCCACGUUCAUGGCUCUGAAGCCCGCAGAUGCGACGAUAGAUCACGCGAUAGCUCAGUUAGGCCCAUUGCUCGCCCAGUCCAUCGUUCGUAACAUCGGCGGAACUGCCUCAAGGAGCGAACUCGACAGAUUAAGUGAGCCUCUGAAAAAGAUGGUCAGCAAUCAAGCCAAAGCUCGUAAUUGGCUCGAGCAAGCUUUGUCGGACCCAUCAUUCCCAAGCCAGCAGCUAGCUGGCGAUGAAAAAGCGGUUUUUCUUAAGAAAAUCAUGAAUCUUCGUGGAGCGAGGGGUACCAAUCAGGUGGUGCGAGACUUUUGGCUUGCUGCGCGAGGCUCAAACUUCGCCUAUGCCUCGUGA
This is a messenger RNA of Colletotrichum costaricense, 2571 nucleotides long. RefSeq lists its product as uncharacterized. Gene Ontology annotation, cellular component: cytoplasm. The record is from RefSeq and is a predicted model, not a curated record. The coding region runs from base 1 to 2571 and encodes 856 amino acids. The transcript is spliced from 8 exons. Lineage: Eukaryota; Fungi; Ascomycota; Sordariomycetes; Glomerellales; Glomerellaceae. Gene Ontology annotation, biological process: protein import into nucleus.